This is a messenger RNA of Esox lucius (northern pike), 2657 nucleotides long. RefSeq names its product zinc finger and BTB domain containing 8A (gene zbtb8a). The coding region runs from base 149 to 1552 and encodes 467 amino acids. Lineage: Eukaryota; Metazoa; Chordata; Actinopteri; Esociformes; Esocidae. Gene Ontology annotation, biological process: regulation of transcription by RNA polymerase II. The transcript is spliced from 4 exons. Gene Ontology annotation, molecular function: DNA-binding transcription factor activity, RNA polymerase II-specific; RNA polymerase II cis-regulatory region sequence-specific DNA binding; protein binding. The record is from RefSeq and is a predicted model, not a curated record.
GGGCGCUCAGUUAAACACCCACGUCAGCAUUGGCGUUUUUUCUCGGUCUAGAAACGGGUUUCGGUCUUUAGGGCUGAGCAGGAAGUGUGGCGAAUGUGUACCCCAAACCAGAAACAGAACAAGUAAAGUUGACAAUAAAAUACAGAAAAUGGCCAUGGUAACAGAGAUGGUUGCGAAUAGAGCAUAUCCGGCACCGGGCGAACCAGGUCAGCUACAGGUCCCACGGUGGUAUCACACCGACAUCACAGCGGACCACCAGGGCUACCUGCUAAAGCAGCUGGAUGAACAGAGGCGUCAGGAGCUGUUCUGUGACUGCAACGUUCUGGUGGAGGGUCGGCUAUUCAAAGCCCACCGCAAUGUACUUUUCGGCAGCAGUGGCUACUUCCGCAUGCUGCUCUCCCACGGUGCCGACGACAACACAGAGCCGGUCAACGCCUCCUUCGAGGUCUUUAGCCCCGACACGUUCACCGUCAUACUGGACUUCAUUUACUCUGGAAAGCUGGACCUCUCCAGUCACAACGUGAUCGAGGUGAUGUCGGCUGCCAGCUACCUGCAGAUGAAUAAUGUCAUCAGCUACUGCAAAGACUUCAUCAAGUCCUCCCUGGAGAUCAGUGCCAAAGAGGAUGAUGUCCGCUACCUCAGCCUGUCGGAGAACAGCUACACCCAAGGGGUGGGGGAUGACAACGCAGACCCUGAAGCCGCUGGCUCAGUCAGCCCUCCCUCUGCCCUCUGGACCCACGACAGCUCUAGGCCCCAGUCCUCUAGAUACCUGGCGAAGGAUUCGGACCUGAAAGCUGCGGUCCUGAAGCAGGAGCUCAUCUCCCCUCAGUCUAGCCAGCAACACAGCCCCGAAGUGGAGGUCCUGCCCGAUGUAGAGCAUCUCCAGUUUGCCCAGCCUCUCACGGAGCGGAGGCGGAGAGGGGCCGCCAAGAGGAAAGGCUACUGCACACGGUCCUCAACCCAUGAGGCCCUGGCCAUUCAGGAGGCUCAGUCGCAAACAGCCCAGAAGGCUAACGAACUGUAUGCCACCCUACCUACCAUUGUGGGUGUUGUGGGACUCUUCAACAAAGACCCUAACCCCUCCAUGCGCUUCAAGUGUCCGUUCUGCACGCACACAGUCAAGAGGAAAGCAGACCUGAAGAGGCACCUGCGCUGUCAUACAGGCGAGCGGCCGUACCCGUGCCAGGCCUGCAACAAGCGAUUCACCCGCUUGGAGCACCUACGCAGCCACUUUGAGACGAUCCAUCAGGCCAGGAAGUUGGUGUGCAGGAAGUGCAAGCGUCGGGUGACAGAGCUGAGUGGGCAGGUGGUGUGUGAUGGCUCGCGGAGCUACAGAAUGUGCACAGAGUGCAUCCAAGAGACUGGUUGUGAAAACCUGCCUAUGGAGGGUCUGGAGGAGGCCAGUGAGGAACCUGCCCUUCUGCUGGGAGUGGAUGGGGAGGAAGAGGAUGGAGAAGCACAGCGGAGCUGGCUAGUAACUGACGAUGAUGACCUAGCAGAAGAUUCGGGGGCUGACCUUAUCAUCCAGGAAGUGGAUGACAGUGAUGAGUAACUUUAGUGAAAAUGAUGUUGGUCAAGAUGUUCUGGAGUAAUCUUUUUUUUAAAUAAUAAUCAAUUGUAAAUAUUUAAAUUUAUAAUAUAGUAUACUGCUAUCAAGGUUGUAUUUUCAGUUUAAUAUAAAGCAGUGUUUGUUAUUCAAUGUACAGUGAAUUGGCUGUGUAAUAUUACCAUUUUGUUUGAGUUUAAAUUUCUUUGUAACAAAAAUAUCAACAUUAUUUCCAGGAAAAUAUGCAUCACACCAUUGACGUUAAUAUUUUUAGGAAUGUUUAUGUAUAUAUUUGCCAACCUCUUUCAAGUUUGAUCACCUACAUUGAUCAGUGUUUCACAAUGUUAGUUGUUGGCCUUUCAAUAGUGGGAGUUUGUUAUAAUAACCUGUCCUACGUAUACUUCCUUACAUAAAUAUUUGUACAGUGAAGCUAAGAAAUAUCCUAAUUACAUUUUUUACUAAAACAGUUACAAUUUCUUUCAAUUGGGCACAACUGGUCUGAAACAGGAAUCAUUACGGAACCCACUACAUUUUUUUUUACUAAAUGUAAUUCACCUUCAGUGAAACUGUCCGAAUAGGUUGGUAUAGCAUUAAUAUAGUUAAUAAAACGGUUGUCUUUCAAAAAUUAAAUGAAAGUUUUUGUACUGUUGACUUCUGUGAUGUCGCAUCAUAUAAAACAUUUAAUGUCAAAUCCAAAAUCCUGGAGUAUAGACUUUUUUAUAAGUUAUACUUUAUUUUCACUGUGCAAAUAAAUAUGUUAGACUGCUAUUUUAUGUUUUACGGUUUUGCACAUCGUUUAUAUUGUUGUAAACCAGGCAUAUUUUUCUGUUUGAUCAAAACAUGGUAUAAAGGAAAAGUCUAAAUAAAGGGAAAAAAGUACAUGUUAAAAACAUUAAAGUCACGUUAUUAUGUUAUUAUGCUUUGCUUUCCCUUGUUUCACUUAACGUUGAAGUGCAAACGUAUGCUAUAUCUGGGCAGGUCAGUAGGUGGCGGUAAUGCACCUUAUUUGUUAAGUGCAGUGGUUUCCAACCUUUUUCCAUUUUUGUGUCACCCGUGAAUUUAUCAGAUAUGGACUGUUUAGAACCCCUUGAGUACCCCACCCCUAUUAAUU